Messenger RNA from Lactuca virosa, 726 nucleotides. The record is from the annotation of a GenBank genome assembly. NCBI's taxonomy places the organism in Eukaryota, Viridiplantae, Streptophyta, Magnoliopsida, Asterales, Asteraceae.
AUGGUUUAUGAAUCUCCUAAAACACUGGAGGUUUGCAAUUUCAAAAAAGAAAAUAACAAAGUUAGCCGUUUGCAAAGAGCUCAAUGGCUUCGAGCUGCCAUUUUAGGAGCCAACGAUGGGUUAUUAUCCACUACAUCUCUCAUGAUUGGUGUUGGUGCAGCUCAAGAGGAUCAAUGGUUCAUGAUCCUUUCUGGUGUUGCCGGAGCAGUCGCCGGAGCUUGCAGCAUGGCUGUGGGUGAAUUCGUUUCAGUUUCAACUCAAAGAGACAUUGAAAUUAAUGUGAAUCAAGAACACCAAUCAAAAGAAAACUCAAACUUACAACAAAUCAAGAUUGAAACCCCUAAAAAUGAUCAACCCAUUGCUCCGGUCAGAUCUCCGGCGAUGAAGGUGGUGACAAAGAUGAAAGAAGAAGAAGAAAAGGAAGUUUUACCGAAUCCUUACAAGGCGGGGGCGGCUUCUGCAUUGGCGUUUCUGUGUGGUUCUUUGUUUCCUUUGGUGGCGGCUAUGGCGGUUGGUGAUUAUACUGCUAGAAUUGUGGUGGUUGUGGUGGUGGCGUCGGUGGCGUUAGCUUUGUUUGGCGGGAUUGGGGCGGUGGUGGGUGGGUCUUGUGUGAGGUCUUCUGCGACUAGGGUUCUGGUUGGAGGGUGGAUUUCCAUGGUUGUUAGUUAUAGUUUGUUAAAGCCAUUGGAUGGUAUUACUGAUAAGAAAAUGGGUAAAAGUGAUUGA